AUGCUUGUGUUUAUAUCAAGUGGCUCCAAUUUGGCUAGAAAUGUAAACCCCACAGUUAUGAUUUCCAUUCACAAGACAAGGAUCUUCCGUAUCUUUGUCCUAAUCUUGGGAGUUGAUAACUUUGGGGUCCAAAACCGUACACUCCUUCCGACCGGACUCGGAGGCUUAUUGAGUUGGGAUUUAGUGGCUGAUAUUGUAAAAUUUGGAGGUAGAGGGCAUUUCUUAACCUACGAUUUCGAUCUGUUCCUUGCCGCAAAAUUGAACCUUCGGUGGACGAUCAUUUUCAACCGUUGUUCGCUUCUCCUCCUCCUUCAAUUCCUUUCUCCUCCGUGGUUUUGGAUCGGAUUGGGGGAUAGAUUCAAGGCGGCUCCGGUUUCGGAUUCGUCUCCUCAGGUUGUUUCGUACAUAUUCGAGCUUCAAGUAGAGUCUCUAAUUGAAGAAGAUAAGGAAUUUGUACAUGUAAUGUUUGAGAGAGACGGAGUUUGA
Microthlaspi erraticum is the source of this 486-nucleotide messenger RNA. Lineage: Eukaryota; Viridiplantae; Streptophyta; Magnoliopsida; Brassicales; Brassicaceae. The record is from the annotation of a GenBank genome assembly.